CUUUCAAAACCAGCCAGAGCCAAGUAUGAGUAUUCUGCAAACUGCAACACCGAGUCAGUGUUUACGUAUAACAAUUAAACUGUUUCAUAUUUAUUAUAAUGCAUUGUAAUGGCAUCAGCAAAUGUUCCUUUGCUAGAUGACGAUACGUUAGGAUUCGGAGAAGAAGAGGAGGAUGGUCAGAUUUCAUCAAAGAAUAAACUUGUACACCCGUACGUGACAUUCUUUCAUCUCGCAUUCCGAUGUUCUGCAAUAGUUUUGUACAUGUUUUGUAGUUGGUUUAGUGAUGGCUUCAUUACAAGUUUUGUGAUAAUCGUACUACUUCUUUCCAUGGAUUUUUGGACUGUGAAAAAUAUCACAGGUAGACUGAUGGUAGGUUUAAGAUGGUGGAACUAUGUGGAUGAUGAGGGAGUUUCUCACUGGGUAUUCGAGUCCAGAAAGGGCGACCAACAGAACAGGGUGAAUGCACGAGAGGCGCGCAUAUUUUGGGUGGCGCUGAUUGCCGCUCCAGCCAUGUGGGCCAUAUUCUUCCUGCUUGCUCUAGUCAGAUUCAACUUUAAAUGGCUAUUAUUAGUGUGUAUAGCACUCAGUUUGAAUGGAGCCAAUUUGGUUGGAUACAUGAAAUGUAAACUUGGUAGGAGUGAUGCUUCAUUAAGCUCUUUCACAACUGAUUUCUUCAGGAAACAAGUUAUACAAAAUGUAGCAUCGAUUGUUACUAAGACGGCGCAGGCGCCCUCAAGCAGUUCAGGUGCUCGACCCACCAACGUCGUUUAGUUGUCAACUGACUAAAUUAAACACGUACAACGUUUACAAGUAUUUUAUAUGAGAAAGGAGUGAAUGAUUCUGGUGUUAAUUGUGUGUUUGUUGUUGCUUUUGACUUAUUGCUUCUGUUAAUAGUUUAUCAAUAGUGCCUAUUAUCACAGAGUCAAGAAGAUUACUGUACCACUAAAACGGGAGUAAUUGUGCUAGGUAAAUUUAUUCUGUAAUGAGAUGACGCUGAUUAGUGAUGUAACAUUUUUGUAUUGCUGGCACAAAUUGUAUUGCUUUAGAACUGUUACGUGAAUAUGCGAGUAAAAGAUUAAUUUCAUAUCUUAAAAAAACAUAUAAUUAUCUUCAAAAUGUUGUUUUGAAGUUGAUUUUAAAGUGCGUCAACAGAUGAUUCAAAUCAUUUAUCCCUACUCUGAUGCUUGGAAGUAUCGAUAAGAAGUUUUUGUCAGAAUAAUGUUCUGGAAUGGAAGUUUUCUAAAUUCAGACACCAUUGUUGUGAUUACGUUGAAUAAAUAUUCACUUUACCGAGUGUCCAAAAAGUAUUAAUAAUAUUUUUUAAAACAAUUUAAAUAUGAAACCAAACUCUUGCUGGUAACAAAUUAUAAAAAAUCAUCUUUUUGACUUUACACGAAAUUCUAAUCACCACCCCGAGUGAUAGGGGUUGGAACUCAUUAGAUAAUGAGUUAUGUAAAACAUCUCAAAGAUGUUUUUCAAGAAUGAAAAACUGCACAAAGUGGUAGUUCAUAUCUUUCCUCUAUCUAAAAUGGUAGCCAACCAAAUAAUGAAAAAGUCAAAAAUUUAUUGCCUCAUUAACUUGGGCAUCAAAGACGCUUUAUGAUAAAAUCCAUUAUAAAUCUCCUCCAAGUAAUCCCAUAUUAUUCAAGGAAGUGAAAAUGAAAAAUUCUAGUGAUUACAAUAUUCAACCCAAUGUGAAUUUUCAACAUGAGUGUUUAGGAAAUGAUAUUGGGAAUUACGGCGAGACAGAACAUUUGAAAAGAUCUCUACCAAUAAAAUCCAAAAGAAUAAAUAAAUAAUAAUUUAAGGAAAUCAAUGCAUUGAUUCUUUCCUCAUUCCCCUUAGAGGCGUUGUGGAUAACAAUUUCAAAAUUCGAUCUAAAUCCAUAAUAAUGAAACAUUUUUAGACUUGUUAAACUCGUGUUCCACGGAAAACGUUUAUUCACAAGACGUUGAAUUUCAAUUUAGACUAUUAAAAUUGAUUUGUUCUCCAAUACUGAUGGAUAAUCGAAAUUGAAUAAGUAUACUGGGGUGUCGCUUAGAUUAUUCCAGCUAGUGUUUUUCUUCGGCUAUCUGGCCUAUCUGAAGUAGAGCACUACAAAUAAACUUGUAUUUUUUUCAAAUUUCGAUGUGUGUCCUCGGUGAUUCAUUGUGCUUCCUCAACAAUGCUUGUUCUAGUUAAUCAAUAUCGAGGAUAAAUUGUAAUUAAACUUCUCGUUUCACCAUGAAACACGAGCUGAAUAAUUCUAAGAAAAUGCACACCAUUCUACAGAUUAGAAAACACUAACACCAAGUCAUAAGGAGGAUUAUUUUGCAUAUUAUUGAACGUACAGUUCUCUAUAAUUUAUCGAGAAAAAUGAAUAUAAUGAAUUAUCAAGUAUCAGAUGGAUUCAAUCAAAACUUUUCUAGUUUUUUCUGGUUGAAACUACACAAUCACACUGUGUUUGGCUACGUCUGUUCUUGUAGAAUACGAUAGUUCAUUAAUGUGACUUCUCAUCAUUGUAAUCAUACACUUUCAAAUACAACUGUUUUAAAAAUGGUGAUGAAGAUGUUGUAAAUUACAUUUAUUUCAAUGUAAAUAAAUAAUCUUGAUUUAUG
This is a messenger RNA of Nilaparvata lugens (brown planthopper), 2597 nucleotides long. RefSeq lists its product as uncharacterized. The record is from RefSeq and is a predicted model, not a curated record. Gene Ontology annotation, biological process: vesicle-mediated transport; protein secretion. The transcript is spliced from 7 exons. The coding region runs from base 109 to 771 and encodes 220 amino acids. Gene Ontology annotation, cellular component: Golgi membrane. NCBI's taxonomy places the organism in Eukaryota, Metazoa, Arthropoda, Insecta, Hemiptera, Delphacidae.